Saccostrea echinata is the source of this 3327-nucleotide messenger RNA. RefSeq names its product dynein assembly factor with WD repeat domains 1-like. The coding region runs from base 58 to 1305 and encodes 415 amino acids. Gene Ontology annotation, molecular function: protein binding. The record is from RefSeq and is a predicted model, not a curated record. The transcript is spliced from 13 exons. Lineage: Eukaryota; Metazoa; Mollusca; Bivalvia; Ostreida; Ostreidae.
AUCCCAACAUGCAUCAAUAUUAGGUAUUUUUAGCAGUUAGAAACCAAGCACUUGAGCAUGAAGUUGAAGCGAUUUCUUCUACGAUAUUAUCCCCCUGGGAUCAUAUUGGAGUAUGAACAGGGAGGCAACUUGAAAACCAAAUCAAUUGAUCUGCUUGACCUGAAAGUAGAAACUGAUGUUGAUGCUGUGGUUGAUGAGAUAGCCAGGAAGGAACCAUUAAUUACAGCAUCUAAAACAGAACAAGUUAGGAAACUUGUACAAAGAUUACAAGAGAAACUUGCCCAAAAGGAUGACCAUCACUUUUACUUAUUCAAGGUGCUUAGAGCCCAUAUCUUACCACUCACAAAUGUUGCAUUUAACAAAUCAGGGUCCAGUUUUAUCACUGGGAGUUAUGACAGAACAUGUAAGGUAUGGGACACAGCUUCGGGGGAGGAGUUACAUACCCUGGAAGGACACCGUAACGUAGUGUAUGCUAUUGCAUUCAACAACCCAUACGGAGACAAGAUUGCCACAGGUUCCUUUGACAAAACUUGUAAACUAUGGAGCUCAGAAACUGGGAAGUGUUAUCAUACAUUUAGAGGACAUUCUGCAGAAAUAGUGUGUCUGAGUUUUAACCCCCAGAGUUCUGUAGUGGCCACUGGGAGUAUGGACACCACAGCCAAACUAUGGGAUGUCCAGACUGGUCAAGAACUUGUCUCUCUUUCUGGUCAUUCUGCUGAGAUUAUCUCCCUUUCUUUCAACUCUACUGGUACACAGCUAAUAACAGGAUCCUUUGAUCAUACAGUGUCUGUGUGGGACAUCAACUCGGGAAAGCGGAUACAUUCGCUGAUAGGACACAAAGCAGAGAUCAGUAGUGCACAGUUUAACUGGGAUUGUUCACUUAUUGCCACAGGAUCCAUGGACAAAACCUGUAAAAUCUGGGAUCCACCCUCAGGCCGCUGUAUAGGUACCCUGAGAGGCCAUGACGAUGAGGUGUUAGAUGUGGCAUUUGACUACACAGGUCAGAUGUUACUGACUGCAUCAGCUGAUGGGACAGCCCGGUGCUACAAUGCUGUCUCCCACAAUCUCAUCUCCAAGUUUGAGGGGCACGAAGGUGAAAUUUCUAAGAUAACCUUUAACCCACAAGGAACCUCAGUGUUGACGGCAAGUUCUGAUAAGACAGCGCGACUGUGGGACCCAGAAACGGGGCGAUGUAAACAGAUCCUGGAGGGACAUACAGAUGAAAUCUUUAGCUGUGCAUUCAACUAUGAGGGAAACACCAUCAUUACUGGUAGUAAAGAUAACACUUGCAGAAUAUGGAGAUGAGAGUGGUCCAUAGUGUCUCAUUAUUAAACAGUAUUAUGGUGCCAGAGCUUGAUGCCUCAUUUUGUCUGUGUCAUUGUAUGCCCUUGGUGGACUUAGAAGCAUUUUAAAAAUAUCAACAUGUUAAUUUUGCACAGAGGAAACUCCAAGAGUUUGUGUCAUGGAAGCCAUCAUCUGGAAUUUAGAUAUUUGCAAAAAAAAAAAAAAUGUUAUUCUGGUGAAGAUUUAGGGGAUGUUAUUUGAAAGAACUUAUUUCUUUGCAUCUUUCAUACUCUAAUUUGUGAAGUGUCCAAGUCUUGAAAUCCUUUUUUUGUGGUAGAAAAAAAAUUGUGGUUCCCAGAACCAAUAAUUUACACCUGUACGUAAUUAUUAACGACUGUUUUUGUCUAUUUUACUGAAAUCCAUUCCUUCCAGCUUUAUUUACUGAUAUAUAUAUAUAAUUUAUUAUAUAUUUCUUUUUUAUAGUUUUCUUUAUGAUUUUUUUCCCCAAUUUUACAUUUGAAUUGCCGUCCAGUAAUUAUUUAUGAUUGAUGGUAAUGGAUACCAUUUGUAACAUUUAAACAAAAAUAUAUGAUUGUUGAAUUUAAAGACAUAUUCACGACAGAGGUUAUUUUGUGACUUUAUACAUAAGAUUUUACAUUUAUUUUCAAUUCUAUAUACUUGAUACAUUGAUUUUUAAUGCACAUUCCAGUAUGUACCGAUGUAAUGUUUAUAAUGUUGUGUUUUGAACCAAAAAUAUAUAGUUCCAUGUAAAUUUUUUAAGUCCAUCUGCAGACUUCAAUUCUUAUAAUAUUUAAAUGUUAAUAAUUAUAGUUUAUAUAUGCAUGAAUAGAAUUGUAAAUGAUAUUUCUGAUUUUAAAAUAUUUUCAGUUUUGUUACUCCCAGACUUGGAAAACACUAUACUUGACAAAGGAAGUGGCAUUCUUAAUGACAAAUAUGUCUGUCGAAUAGAUAUUAGCUUUGAAUAACUAAUGUAAUUUUAGUUUUCGUGAUAAUGAAUUAGAACCUGUUACUUUGUAAUAUUGCACAUAUAUUGUCACAGAAAAGUUCAAGGUCACAGGAAGUACUGACAGGAUCUCGGUUAUUGUUUUGAUCAUUAAUAUUAUUAUUCAUAAUUGUUUCAUUUUUGUAUCAUUUACAUGCAAACCAUUAGCAGAAUGUCAGCAUUAUUGAUAGGUUAAGAAAUUUUAUCUUCUUUAGAUCUCUAGCAAUUUUUAAUGUGUACAAAAUUUAGAAGCUUACUUGUUUAAUUGUGGAACUACAGUUUGAUUAAUUAUGUAUGAAGUUUACUGAAUUUCUAUCUUCACAAAAUACACUUUAUUUUGCCGUUUUGAAUUGCACAGGAAUUUAUUGUCACAUUAAUUCUGUCACAAGACAUUUCAGAGUGAAAUUUGAUUGUCCGAGUCUUACAUGACAAUUUAAAACAUUUGUGCAUAAUGAAGGUUGAAAAUUCUUUGUUGUUGGGCUUUUUUUUAUGCUUGUGUGUACUUAAUUUAUUAUUAUUAUGUUGCAUUUUUAAUAGAAGAGUGUGGUAAAGAAACAGUAGAAAGACCAUGGUUCAGAAAUGGGGUUUUACAAAACUUUGAAUGCUAAUAGACUAUUGCAAAUACACCUAUUUAUUUCUCUGCUCCAUAUAAAAAUAACACAUCAAAAGAAAUUUUUAAUAUAUUUAUUAAUAUUUCUCAGUGUAUGCACAUUCAAAGGUAAUGUAAAAAGCAAUUAGCAGUCUUUGUUAUAUUAAUAUUUAGCACUCUUUUGCUUAAAAAAAGGCUCAAAUUACAAUUAAAAGAGAUGAGUACAUUUACAGUAAUGGAUAUUUGUUCGAUUGAACAUCUAAAGUUGUUAGAAAGUGUUGUCAUUUGCAUGAAAGAUAUUUAAGUGUGUAGUAAUUAUAAGUGCAGAUGGUUUUGUUGAAGAGUUUGUCAGUUUGCCCUUGUUUUGCAUAUGCAUGCUGGUUCUUUUGUAUUUGCCAGUGCAUUUUUUUUGGUUAAUACCAUAGAAAUGCAAUAAAAGAAGUACAAAAUA